ACCUGUGUAGUUUGACAGAACUGGUACCGCCGCAGCCUGCGCGCCAUGAGGCCGAACCGGGUAUGUGGGGCUAGUUUAAACUGGACCUUACGGCAGUGAGUGAACCUGACCGCACAUUUCCGCACAUGUGCUCCCUGGGCGCUCUGAAAGCACGGUGUUAAAUGGAGCUGGAGGACCAAUGGUGGAAGGGACAACUUGCUGCAGAUAUUCACCAGGCGCUCAAAAACAAAGAGCUCAAACUGCCUCCCUACAAGGGGCAGUCCCCUCAGCUGAACCUCAGGCGAUACUUUGCAGACCUCAUCUCCAUCAUCAGCAACAGCUUCUGGCUUUGCCCCACAAGCAGACACCUGGCCGUCUACCUGCUGGACCUCUUCAUGGACCACUACGACGUUACGGUGCAGCAGCUUCACAUGGUCUCGCUUUCCUGUCUUCUUCUGGCAAGUAAGUUCGAGGAUAGGGAGGACCGCGUGCCAAAGCUGGAAACCUUGAACAGCCUGAGGUGCAUGAGCUCCUUGAACCUGGUCCUGACCAAGCAGGGUUUACUCCACAUGGAGCUGCUCCUGCUGGAAACGUUCAACUGGAACCUGUACCUUCCCACGGCGGCUCAUUUCAUCGACUACUACUUGUCCAUUGCCGUGCUGGACGGGGAUCUUCAUGAUGGCUGGCCAAUGGCCAACCUGGAGAAGACCAAGCUGUACAUGGCCAAGUAUGCCGACUACUUCCUGGAAGUCUCCCUGCAAGAUCACGUCUUUUUGUGCUUUGCCCCCUCACUGGUGGCCGCGGCCUGCGUGGCCGCGUCGCGCCUCAUCCUCCACCUGUCCCCCAGCUGGCCGCCGCGGCUGCAGCGCCUGACGGGCUGCGCGUGGGAGAACCUCAUGCCGUGUGUGGAGAAGCUCCUCAUUGCACAUGACAGUGAUGUGAAAGAGGCCAACAAGCAGAAGUGCCAGCAGCAGCAGCAGCAGCAGCAGCAGCAGCAGCAGGGCCAGACGGUGUUCCACAGUUCAGGCCAGCCAGCCACUGUGACGCAGUACCUGCAGCUGCCCUCCUCCAUGCACUGCCCCCAGAAGGCUCCACAGGCAGGCCUGGCUGCCGGCCACAGGUCUGCGUCCUACCUCGGCCACUCGGCCGGCGGCCUGCAGGGCCCCCCCCAGCACGGCGACGCUCAACCCGUCGCCACUUCCCUGGAUCCAAAGCCCGCCGCCGCCACCAGGGCUUACCCAGUGAGCUCGCACUACAGCUACCCUGCCGCGUGCUUCGACAGAUGAUCGGCGGGGUUUGUCGUUCCGGUGGAGAGCCAGACGCGGCCGUCCGGGUCACUCGGAACGUACAAGAUGUUGUUUUUAAAUCGCUAGAGACUUUGUAGGGUUUGUGCAGCGCCUCCGGGUGCGUCAGCGUGUGCAAUAUGGGCCGCUCGGCUGUGGUUUUCAGAGCAAGGCCCGUGUGAGAAUGUUUCUUUUCUUAAUCUUUGAGAGAUGAAGACUGAAUGUUGAUGGUGAGGUGAUUCAGAUGCACCGUAUUUAACCCUGCGCUAAAAGUUAAGCUAGCCGUUGCAGAAAAGGGGGUUAAUGUAAAGUUUGUGUUGUUUGUGUUGACUUGAGUUUUGUGGUUUUCUUUUUUUUUUAUGUUUUCUAAUUGUUUGCACAAAAACAAAGAUGGUAGAUGUGCAGCCUGUUAAAUCAUCCCCCGUCUUAUAGUGCUGUCUGCGUCUACAGUUUUAAAUAAAAUACAAGCCUAUGUUAACGAUGACCCCUGUUCAGGGGGGUUUGUUUGGGGGCAGGUGAGCGAUAGUUGAGGUACAACUUGAAAUUCUGUCUGCUUCAUUGCAUUAAAAUCCUUAAACAUGGAUGACUGCAACCAUA
Messenger RNA from Fundulus heteroclitus (mummichog), 1859 nucleotides. It is a transcript of the gene ccnj, whose product is annotated as cyclin J. Bases 162 to 1265 code for a protein of 367 amino acids. The transcript is spliced from 6 exons. Gene Ontology annotation, molecular function: cyclin-dependent protein serine/threonine kinase regulator activity. Gene Ontology annotation, biological process: regulation of cyclin-dependent protein serine/threonine kinase activity; mitotic cell cycle phase transition. NCBI's taxonomy places the organism in Eukaryota, Metazoa, Chordata, Actinopteri, Cyprinodontiformes, Fundulidae. Gene Ontology annotation, cellular component: nucleus; cytoplasm; cyclin-dependent protein kinase holoenzyme complex. The record is from RefSeq and is a predicted model, not a curated record.